AUGGUUGAUGGGAAGCAGCGGACUGGUGCGGCGGCGCCUCUGGACGGAGGAUGGGGCUGGGUGAUCGUCUGCUGCUGCUUCAUGGUGACGGUCUGCACGCGAGCAGUGACCAGGUGUGUCUCCAUCUUCUUUGUGGAGUUUCAGGCUCAUUUUGGAGCCGACUACUCUGCUACAGCCUGGAUCCACAGCCUGGUGGACUGCACGACCAUGCUGUGUGCUCCUGUUGGCAGCCUGGUUGGGAACCGGUGGUCCUGCCGGGUGGCUGUGAUGCUCGGUGGGCUCCUGUCCUCCUGUGGGCUCCUCCUCAGCUCCUUCAGCACCAGUCUGGAGCUCCUCUACCUCGGCAUGGGAGUCCUGACAGGUCUGGGCUUCGCUCUCUGCUACACGCCGGCCAUCGCCAUGGUUGGCUGUUAUUUCCGCCGGCGGAAGGCGUUGGCGUACGGCAUCGCCAUGUCGGGCAGCGGGAUCGGCACCUUCGUGUUGGCGCCGGCGGUGCAGCUGCUCAUCGAGCUGUACUCGUGGAGGGGGGCGCUGCUCGUCCUCAGUGCCUUCGUGGCCAAUCUGUGCGUGUGCGGGGCACUGCUACGACCAAUCACACUGCAAGAGGAGGAGGCGGAGGGACAGGAGGAGGAGCCAGUGGGGGAGGAGAGACCUGGUAGCGUCUCGUCAAAGGACGCCGAGCUCGCACUAAAACUGUCCAAAGACUCGGAGGACAGCCUUUUGUCAUCAGGCAAGUCUUCAUCGCCUUCGUCAUUGCUGUCAAGAGACCCCGCCCCUCAGCUGCAGAGGAGGCGGUGUUUCUGCUUCCUGUCCAGUAAGGAGUACCGUUUCCUGCUGCUGCCGGACUUCCUGGGCCUGGCCGUGUCCUUCCUGUUCCUGGCCAGUGGCUGCAGCCUCCCCUUCGUCUACCUGGUGCCCUACGCUCUGAGCGUCGGAGUCAGUCACCAGCAGGCCGCCUUCCUCAUGUCCAUCCUGGGAGUCAUCGACAUCAUGGGGAACAUCACCUUCGGCUGGCUGACGGACAGAAGGUGUUUGAAGCCGUUCCGUCUGGCGUGUUACGUUUUCUCGGUGGCGAUGGAGGGUCUCUGCUGCCUCUUCAUGCCGGUGCUUCGGUCCCUCCCGCUCCUCGUGCCCUUCGCUGUCCUCUACGGUUACUUUGACGGCGCCUACGUGGCGCUGAUCCCCGUGGUGACGUCAGACCUGGUGGGAGUUCAGUACCUGUCCUCGGCGCUGGGCGUGGUCUACUUCCUCCACGCCAUCCCCUACCUUGUCAGCCCGCCAAUUGGAGGUUGGCUGGUUGACGUCACAGGGAGUUACACGGCCACCUUCUUCCUCAGCGGUGCCGCCAUGCUGGCCAGCUCGCUCGUCCUCGCCACCGUUGCCGGGAUACGCUACUGCCGCCGGCGGGUGACCGACAUCGCAAAGGACACCCAGCACAAGCCCCUCCCCUCAAUCCUGUCCGACCAAUCAGAAUGCUUCAUCGCCUUCAACAAAGAGGAAGUCAGUCAGGGUGUCGCCUCGUAGCCUCACAGGAAACAACCAAUCGGAUUUAUGAACACGAGAGACGACCGGAGUCAGUGAUGAGGGCUGUGAUUGGCCGAGGCUGGCGUCAAUCAGCCGCUUAAGAGGAAGUAAAUUUGUUAAGAGUCCACUGAAGGCGAGUCCGAUGUUUUCAAAGCAAGACUCUACAACACUACGUCAAACCAAGUGCCUUUUUCUGUUUGUUUAUUUUUAUUUGCUUAUUUUUAUUUGUUUUAAAGCUCAUUAGGAUUCUAAAGAAAAGGAUGAGUUAAAAGUGCUAACGCUAGCAUGCAAGCUAACAUGCAGCUGCUCAUGUUCUCAAACAGGAAGAAAACAAAACACAAAUGUGAACCUCAGUACGCUGAAGUCAGCAGCUUCUGACAGCUGAAGCGCUUCAGGCGUGAGCCGCUCUCUGGUCGAGCCACAGCGUGAAUGAACGGACUUCAGCUGUGACCAACAGCGACUGGAAAUAAGACGUCAAAAAGUGGAUUUACUGCAAAGUUACUCUUCAACGUGUCUUUUUUCAGGGAAUCAACAGUAUUAAACUAAAUGUGUCCACAAUGUGUCCACAUCAACGAAACUGGAAACUGCCAGAAUCAGAAUCAGCGUUUUGGCCAAGUUUGUUUGCACAAAUAAGGAAUUUGACUCUGGUUUAAAAAUAGAGCAAAAAAGUAAAUAAAUCAUCAAUCAAUUAUCUUUUAAAUAAUUUCCAAAGAAAAUGUGCCAAAAAUUCACCUGUUUCCACUGUUGAAAUGUUGACAUUUGCACCAUAUUGUGUUUUCUCUCAUAGAAAACAGAAUAUUUUUGGCAGUGAACAUAUUUUGUACAUUAAUUGACUGAUUUUUGCCUCAGAAAUCAUGUCUGUCAGUUUAUGCACCUUCAGUCGCCUCUGUGUGCACAAAUCUUUGGCAGAACUCGAGAUUUACGAUGUGACCCUGAACGCAGCACUCUGACUUUCUCUCUGGAGUCUCAGAAACAAACUAAAUGAAGCCAAACAAAUGUUUCUGUUGUUUUCAGUGUUUGGAACAGAGGCUGCCGGUCAGUCAGGUAUUGAUCCGUCUGUCAGUUUUAGUAACGAGUCGAUCACUACUUGAUUUUGUUGUUUUCAUGCUGCUGCAGGAAGCUGAACUCUUGUUACCAAAGUGUGUGUGUGGAGAUCAUUUCAGUGGUUUUUAACUCAGGUAUUGAUUAACACACUAACCAGAUGGUUUAAUAAUCAGAACUGUCUCGCAAGUCACCCUUGAAGCUGUUUGGAAAAGGGCAGGUCCUUUCGAAAAAGCAACUUGUUGCUUUGCAGCUCAGUGGUUUCAUGUGAUGGGCUGUCAGACUCAUCAGUGAAUAUGUUCAUUUACUUCUGUUGACUCUUCAUGUCGUGAAACCUCU
This is a messenger RNA of Chelmon rostratus (copperband butterflyfish), 2904 nucleotides long. RefSeq names its product monocarboxylate transporter 12-B-like. The transcript is spliced from 7 exons. Gene Ontology annotation, biological process: monocarboxylic acid transport; transmembrane transport. Gene Ontology annotation, molecular function: monocarboxylic acid transmembrane transporter activity. The record is from RefSeq and is a predicted model, not a curated record. Bases 1 to 1524 code for a protein of 507 amino acids. Lineage: Eukaryota; Metazoa; Chordata; Actinopteri; Chaetodontiformes; Chaetodontidae.